Haliotis rufescens (red abalone) is the source of this 8070-nucleotide messenger RNA. RefSeq names its product unconventional myosin-IXb-like. Gene Ontology annotation, molecular function: ATP binding; actin filament binding; cytoskeletal motor activity. The record is from RefSeq and is a predicted model, not a curated record. Gene Ontology annotation, cellular component: vesicle; actin cytoskeleton; myosin complex. Gene Ontology annotation, biological process: actin filament organization; vesicle transport along actin filament. The transcript is spliced from 25 exons. Lineage: Eukaryota; Metazoa; Mollusca; Gastropoda; Lepetellida; Haliotidae. Bases 334 to 3453 code for a protein of 1039 amino acids.
ACUGACACAAGGGGAGAUAACUAUCACGCACCUGUGGCCCAACACAACAACAGAGCAAGCCAUGUGUGUCAGUCAGUCAGUCAGUCAACCAAGGAGAACACCUACAGGUUAACUUGACACGGUGUUCCCGGGCUAAACGCAAUUAGUGGUUAUCAUGCGUGAUACGUGUCUCCGUGAGUUACUACGAUAUGAUACAAGCUGUCAUCUUGGACAAUGAAUACAAAUAAGGACUUACGGGAGUCAGUGAUUACUGAUGUUGGCUAACACAACUGAAGGAUAGAUACAGCAUGUGAUUUUGGAUGAUAUAACUUUGGCCAGCUGUAGUUAUCCAUUAUGAAUGGGAUGCGAGUGGACGAUCUGACACACCUGGUUGGUCCACUUACGGAAGACAGCAUUGUCAGAUGUCUGCAAGCCAGGUUCUACAGUCAGCAGUACCAGACAAGUGUCGGGCCGACUCUGAUAUGCCUGAACCCAUUCCACCAUGUUCCCUCACCGGUGGUCCUACAGGACUGUCACCAAGCAGGGCACCAGCUGCAGGGGCUGGUCAACACGGCCCUGUCCCAGCACAUUGACUCGGGGCACUCGCAGCUCAUUGUCCUCAGUGGUGAGGGUGGGAGUGGGAAGACUCACUGCACCAUGCACAUCCUGCGGCUGUUGUACGAGCGGUCAGGCGGUGGCACAAAGACAGACAUGUUCAGACACCUCAUGGCGGCCAUGACGGUUCUCCGUGCGCUGGCAUCAGCUGAGACUACAUGCAAUACGGACAGCACACGCAUUGGCAUGUACUUGGAAAACUUGACCUCCGACUGUAUGAUAUACAGAACCAAGAUUCAUGGUCUGUUUGUAGACCAGGGUCGAGUGACCUAUGUUCCACGGAGGGAGAAAAACUACCAUAUAUUCUACCAGAUGCUGGCUGGAUUGUCUGAUGAAGAAAGAGUGAAGCUACAUUUAAAGGGGUACUCUCUGCACAACCUGCGCUACCUCAGCUGCGGCAACCUCCAGCAGAACGUGACAGACGACAUGCAUAGAUUUGAUGUAUGGAAGUCCUCCUUGUCAGUGCUAGGAAUCCCUGUGAUGGACAUAUUGCGGGUUUUGGCGGCCAUCUUGUUGCUGGGGAAUGUAGAGUUUGUGGAGAGCCCAGGGAUGGAGCUGGAAGUUGUAGGGAACGAUGAAAUCAAGUCUGUCGCAGCUCUGCUGGGCGUGUCAGGGGUGUCCUUGUAUCGGGGCUUUACAACGAGGACUCGCCAUGUUCAUGGCCACGUCUCCCGGAGUAUUACGGAUGCAAGAAGUGCUAACUCCACUCGAGAUGCCUUGGCGCGGGCCCUGUAUUACCGUACUGUGUCCACGGUGAUGAAGAGAGUCAACAGUAUACGUCGUCAGGUGUCCAAUCUUGCCCAGAGCAUGGAGAGCCUUGAGUCCAAGGGGAGCCGAAAUAGUGCACAGUAUAGUCAUCGUCCAGACAUCCUUACCACCAACCCCGGGGAUUCAUCCUCCACAAUCCAACAUGGCCGCAAGUUCUCUGAUGGCUUUGUGGGUAUCAUGGACCUUUUUGGGUUUGAGCUUGCAGAGGUGAACCAACUGGAGCAGCUGUGUGUGAACCUGUGUGCCGAGGCCAUGCAGAACUUCUACAACAGCCACAUGUUCCGCAGUCCACUGGAAGCCCUCCACGAGGAGGGUAUUCAGCCGGAGAUUGACAUCGUGCACUUCAACAACAUGCCUGUCAUUGAGCUGCUGUCAUCACAGACGAAUGGCAUCGUGAGCAUCCUGGAUACACUGACAGCGCAGCCCAAAACGACAGUCGAGACGUUCGUGCAGGAGAUUAAGGCUAGGCACAUGAUCAACAAUUAUUUCUUUGAGCCACUGCCAAAGGUUGAGCGGUUGUUUGGUAUUCGCCAUUUCUCAGGCCGUGUGGUUUACGAUGCCAGCAACUUCCUCUCCACCAAUCAGGAUCAAGUUCCUGAUGACAUCGUCAGUAUUUUCUCCAAGCAGAACUGUAACUUUGGGUUUGCCUCACAUCUCUUCGCGCGUGAAGUCAAAACCAUGAGUGACAAUGGUCAGGGCCCGCGAGGGACAAGGUACAGGAUUCUACCCACAAACCACCAUGACACAGGAAAAAGUGAUGAAGAUUGUCGAGGGUCGCUGUGCUAUGACUUCCAACUGAGACUCGACAGCCUCCUCAAGUCGGUCGUCAAUGCUAAGCCACACUUCAUCAGAUGUGUCAGGAGUAACGAUCACGGCGAGAUGGACUCUUUUAGUCCAGAGACUGUCAUACAACAGAUCCGAUCACUGCAGAUCCUGGAGACUGUGAGGCUUAUGGCAGGAGGUAUGCCACACAGGAUGCGGUACAAGGUUUUCAAUGUCCGCUACUGUCUGUUCCUGCCUCAGGCGGCCCAGCUCCCGCUGCAGAGUCCACAGGAAGAGUGCCGGACAAUCCUGACCAGCUUCCUAAGGGCCAUGGAUAACAGCAUGCUCCCCUAUGUCAGUACACAGUGGACACUCGGCAAGAAGCACCUGUUCUACAGUGAGGGCACACGCCAGAGUCUCGAAGGCAUGCGCCAGGAGAGACUACACGACGCUGCUGCCAAGAUACAGGCAUGCUGGCGAGGGUCAAAAGUCAGAAGGGUGUGGCCUGAAGUAAGAGCUCGGCUAAGAACACGGAAAUCAUCAGAGAAAAGGUUAAGACACAGGUCCUCUUAUUCCUCCUCCAGUGCCAGCAGCACCCAGCACCUGCUGGAGGAAGAAUACCGACCAUACAGGGGAGAUCGCUCCCAGCCACACAGGGGAGAAUACUCCCAGCCACACAGGGGAGAUCACUCCCAACCACAUAGGGCAGAUCACUCCCAGCCACACAGGGGAGAUCAGUCCCAGCCACAUAGGAGAGAUCAGUCCCAGCCAAACAGGGGAGAUCACUCCCAGCCACACAGGGGAGAUCACUCCCAGUCACACAGUGGGCCUCCUCAGAGUAACAAGAUAGAUCACCAGCGCCACAAUAGGGAUCAUUACCUGCAUGGUAUGGAUCAUCAGGGGAUAAAUCACCACCUGCACAAUGUGGAUCAUCCUAGCAGAAAGAUGGACCAUGAGAAGCACAAGGUGGAUCAGCAGACGUCAAGGUUGGAGCGGAGACCGGUGGAGAAGGUGGAUGAACGGGUCCUGCAACAAAUAUGUUCCAUGUAUUCUAUCAACCAGGAUUCCAGACCCCCAGUGCCAUCAAGACGGAACUACCUGGUGUAUGGUGGGAUGAGGCUGGAGUUCCCCCACUACCGCAUCAUGAAACAUAACUUUGCAGCUGAUUCACAAGGUCUGGUGCUCAUGAAAGGUCAAGAGGUGAAGGUUGUUGGUGUGUCGCAGCAGAAAGGUUAUGUGAGGAUCAAUUAUUGCAACACGAUCCUUCACGUUCCCCACGACUUCCUGGACUUUAAGUCCAAUGUUGAUGUAACGUGUACAGAUAUUUGACGGGAGGCCAACAACUACUGAAGAGAUUGGUGCAUUGGGAAAGUGCUAUGGUGAAACUACCUCAAAGACUACUGCCAACGGAACAUGUACUCCAACUCCAUAUGUUGGUACUGAGAUUACAGCCAUAUUCACUCAGAUAGGAUCACGGCAAGCUGGGUGGUGAUGAUAGGAUCACGGUAAACUGGAUGGUGAUGACUAGUCAUAAGAGUUGUGUGGAAACACGACUAUUGAAUGACCUUGAACCUAUCAUGUGUAUCGACAAUGCAGUGUCGCUUGUUGAUUGAAUAGUUGCUUCCGGUGGCAAGUAUUUUUCAGGUAAUGCUACCUCAGGAUGUGUUCUUCAUGAGGAACUGUUCACUGCAGUGAAAUACAACAGGAACGUAUUAUGUAAUGGCAGGAGAAUUUACUUGGACAAGUGUUUUUGAUUUUUCCUGAAACAUCUUUGUAUAAACAGAAUCUCAUGUGGAUUAAUGAAACUUGUCUUAUUCUGUAUUCUUUAUUCGCAAAAAAAGUGAAGCAAGACUAAAUCUUCAUUUGGUUGAGAUUUGAGACAGGUUCAUAUAGCAUUGAAGGCAUAUGAUUAAUUUCAUUCAUGUCGGUCUUUAGCUUUGGCCGAGCAUUAGUCAAGUGACUGCACCCUGGAUGUUGAUGGACGACAAACAGACCACAGUCCUACUGGCACUGCCCCCUCUAUCCGGCCAAUAUUCAGAAGUCCAAGAUUCAGAAGUCCAGUGUUCCUGGUGUGUUCUACUUGACUCCAGGACCGGGUUCAACAAAUCCAAGCUGAAUCCAUAUAAAUCAAAUAUGGUCAGCUUAGUUUUAGGGUUGAAGAAUUGCCCCCAAACUGACUGACCUUGACUGAAGGAUAAGAUGAGCUUGAGGUGGACCCGGCACUUUGACAGGGGUGUCAGGAAGUGAACAGAGGUGAACACAUGGUGGUAGGAAGGGCACUCAUCUGGCACAACAUGGUCGGUGGACAGCCUCCCCUCCCUCUGUGUACCCAUCGCUACAUUCAAACUUUACAAAUUGAGAUUUGGUAUUCUCAAUCAAGACAUUUAUCGAGCUGUUUGCUUCAAUAAAACUUAAAUGGUCAUUGUUUGAAGUUACCUUCACCAUGAAACAGAUGCUAAUAAAUGAAAAUCAGACAUUGAUGGCAAGGUCAUUUCUCUGUUGAUCUCAACUAGGAACUUCAAGUAGACCUACUCAAGCUUGUGCAAGGCCUGUCAUAAAGGGUAUCACAUGACCUUGUUGGUGCCGAGUGAUAAUAGUUUCCUCACAGCUGAUAACAACUCAAAACUAUCCUUGGACUCCUGAAACAAUUCUCGAACUUCUGAGGCUAAUUUCAAAAUGCUUUGGAAAACUUGGAUUCCACUGUCGAAGGAAGCAAUGAUUUGAUGAAUGAUGUUUUCAGAUAACUAGACAAUCAGGAAUAUGAUGUAUGACGAAAGCAUCUACUGAAUGAAAUUUUGACCGCAUUUAAGAGUAAUUAAGACCAUGAAAGUCUUAUGAAAUGACAUUGAACUUGAUGCUGUAUUAUCUAAAGUGACUUUAUCAUGCAUGCAUUAUCUUUUACCAGUGAACCAAAAGUAUUGCCAUUUAAUUGUUCGCAGUAAUAUUUGAAAUUAUCAAAUGUUUUACAAUGACAAUCAGAUCCUUAGGAAGGGUAGAUGGACUACAUUUUAGUCACACAUUUUAUCCGAUAUCCUGUUUUUCUCAUUCUUGUUGUAUGACAACUAAAUUUGUGUCCGCUGACCCGCAAUGAUAUGACUGAAAUACUCUUCACAGCUCCUUCAGAACACUUCUAUCCAUAACUGUCUGUAAUCUGGAUGUAAUUGGGAGGUAAAUUUGAGUUGGUGUGAACACUGAAACAAUACUAUUUCAGAUGAUACUGCACUGCACCAGUUGAGGCAUUUACCUUCCUUAUACAUUACCCUGUUUCUCUAUGUUCUGUAUGUUUCUUUUUCAUCAUUAGCAAUAAGAUUAAGAUUGCAUCAGCAUGUUUAAUCCAGGGAUUUACCAGUGUAUAUCUACUUGUGACUCAGGAACACAUGGUGGCCCCAGUUUUGAAAACAGUAGUACAGUUUGACCACUGUGACUAUACUACUGGACAUCUACAGGCUGGUAACAUAAGGCACAAUUAACUUAUAUAAUGUCCUAUAUACGGUAUAUUACUUGAAGCCCUGUGCUAAAUAUGACAGGUGAUUUCUUUGUUUGAAACAAAACUCAGUGAUUGAGCGAAGAAGAUAAGAAAUGGACAAUCGGAUCUGAGACUGUAUUUCUUGUGAAAAUACCUGCAAGUAUAGAAAACACAGGCAGUGAUAAUCUUAGCAAUGUAAGUAAAACAUAACGUACACGUUAAAAUUGAACUGAUUUUAAUGAUGCAAACAGAUGUAAUUUCAUGGGACUCAACAGUACAUAUUAUUUAUUUAUUUAUAUUGAGGAUGCAUACCCAGAUGAUCUGUGAAGAUACGGGGUAGAAUAGGUCUUCAGCAACCCAUGCUUGCCAUAACAGGCUACUGUGCUUGUCGUAAGUAGCGACUAACCGGAUCGACUUGGUUGAUGCAUGUCAUUGUAUUGGAGUGGAUCGAUGGUGAUUAUGUCAACCACUGGAUUGUCUGGUCCAGACCCGAUUAUUUACAGACCCCGUCAUAUAGCUCCAAUAUUGCUGAGUGCGGCGUUAAACAAAAAGCAAACAAAUCAAGCAAAGUCCACCCAUAAUCACCCUGUAGAUAUAAAUAAGUUUCAGAAUAUAGCAUGGUAUAUGGAAUGAAGCAUCCAUAAAAUCUACCUUCACUCCAACAAUUGGUGCCCAGACUUUAACAUUUAUCACCGCUCCCCUUUCCGCAACCUGCAUUCGUCACCACUCGCCCCUUUCCGUAACCUGCAAGAACAAUCAAUCGUAUGACUUCAAGUUCUUCGUCAAAGAAUCCCUCAGAAAUAAUUUUUGAUUUUACAUGUCUUGCAUCUAAAAAUAUACCCAAGACACACUUAAAUAAAUUUAAUCACACUGUAUAAUUCAGGAACCUGGUCGCAAAAAAGGCCACGAGAAUAACACGAGUUGGUCACGAAUGCAGACUUCAAGUUUGACACAUACGACCUGUGAUGUUGACAUUAAAUACAAUCACCACACUGUCCUUGUAGCACUGGAAUGAAGCAAUGUUAGUACUUAGCGGGUAAUAGUGCUUGCAACUUGAUGUAUCUUUACAAAACUUAUUCUGUGUGUCAGUAGACCAUGCCAAUAAUUCUGUGUACACAAAUUCGUUUGUUCCCAUGUGUACUUUUCUUUGCUGGUGUAGGGUUUAUAACACAGCAUAUUUGCAUCUGUGACAAGGAAGCAAUACUCUCUGUAAUCAUGGCAGUGUACCAGCAAUCACUGAUGUGUAUAACUGAUCAUCAUGUUACAAAUGUUACAAAUACUAUUUACCUAUUUACUAUCCAUAUAUGACAAGUACCCCAUCACAGAAAUAUAACAGCGAUCUACACAUCUCAAGGGACAGUUACAUGCAUGAGUAAUGAUGACGGUAUUAUCAUGGCUCAGUUUGGUAGCCAUUUCCUAGGAGUAUUCUAAAUGAUGAUGUCUUGCAAACACAUUGCUGAUGUCAUCUGAUGACUGCUAAACAUUUUCAGGUAUUUGGAGAGAAAUAUGUUCGUCACAAAAUGUGUCAUUUAUUUUUUGAAACAGUUCCUUGAGAUUAAAGAAUUUAUGAUGAAACACUUUUAUUUCAUUUAAACAGUAUUUUAUCCCAAGAUCUCAAAUGUAGUCUGUAGUCUAAUAAAAUUUAAGAAGUCCAACUCAAUGAUUUGACAAGUCUAGAUUGCUUCAGCUCCACAAAAUAAGCUUCUGAAAUUAAGGAUUGUUCUGGGCUCCAUUUGGAUUUUUAUUUUUUAACUUUGUAGAUAUAUUUUUUAAAUAAGAUAACUUUAUUUCUGGGACAAAAUGUCAGUCUAUCUCAAAUAGUGCAUUUACAUGAACACUGACAGGAUUGUCAGGCUGAGCCUAUAUAAAUGCCUUUCUCCCAACAACUAUCCCUUUAAUGUUUAAUUGUGCAAAUGAUUAUUGAGUAAUGCUUAUAUGUAAAGCAUUUCUAUAAGGACCAUUAAGGGUUGGGUCCUCGGGUCCUUGUUCCUUGCUUAUGGACCUCAUCAAGAGUAAUUAUUUGUAUAAUAUUGCUGACUGAGUUGGAAACCAAAAGGCGAAACCUUUGAAUAGAUAGAAUGUGUAUUCUAUACUUUAUACACAGGUUUCAAUAUAACUGUAUUAUAUACUUCAGUGUGAAAGACUGAGUUUUCUGAAGUUGAGAAAAGUGAUAAUUUCAUUGCAGUGAACAUAACACCUGAUAUUUCACUGCAGUGAACAUAACACGUUGACGGAACUAUGUUGGCCUACACGAGACAGCUCGUACACAAACUGUUGAUUUACGUCAGUUCAACGUUGACAAGUCAUAUAAUGACAGAUGGUCAUUUAUGUAGUUAAUAGCGAUUCUUACCGUUUGUUAUUUUGUUGAAAAUGAUUUGUAUUAACCUGUGAAUUUCUCUUCUGAUUUGUCAGUCGAUACUUUACGUUUUGCAAAGCGCCAUUUUGUUACUUGAAUUGCGUGUAUUCUUUCGCUUCGAACU